CAGCCCAUCCUGGAAGUGUUGCCACACUAAAAGUCAUAAAAGAAACAACUCUUGACUUUUAGCCGCCCGACUGACCUAUUUAAGGAUUUUAUUUAUAAGAAAAUACAAACAUGUCUGAGACGGGAUACGGUGACACUUCAGAACGUGAAAGCCUCUCCUGCUCGGCCAGGCAAUAUGGGUCCACAGACAGCAGCGGCGAGCACGACAAUCCCGCCGCCAACCACUGCAACAACCACAGCAACCACAGGUUUCCCGCCGCGACAGCUGGGCACUGGGUCGGCGCCGACCAAGGGGAAGAGGCCAUCCGCAGGAAGUUGAAGUACUUCUUCAUGAGCCCCUGCGAUAAAUACCACGCCAAGGGCCGGAAGCCUUACAAGCUGAUCUUGCAGCUGCUCAAGAUCAUCAUCGUCACCGCUCAGUUGGUGCUGUUUGGCCUCAGUAACCAGGUGGUGGUGAUGUUCAAGGAGGAGAACACCAUGACUUUUAAGCACAUAUUCCUCAAAGACUUUGAUGAGUCCUCCGACAGCGAUUUUUCCGUGUACACACGACAAGAUGUCUACGAACACAUCUUCUAUGCCGUUGAGCAGUAUCUGGCGCUACCGGAGACCACGGUGGGCCGCUAUGCGUACGUCUACGGCAUGGGCGUGAACGGCAGUGCGCUGUCACUUUGCCAGCAGUACUACAAGAGGGGCCGUAUCGACCCGGCUAACGACACCUUCAACAUCGACCCGCACGUCAUCACAGCCUGUGUCGGAGUGAACCCUCAGACGGUCACCCCCUCCUCGCUGACCGACUCCUACAAGAACUUUACACUCAAGUUCCACAAGUUCAUCAAUGUGACCAUAGAGUUCCAGCUGAAGGCCAUCAAUCUGCAGACCAUCAUCAACAAUGAGAUCCCCGACUGCUACACAUUUAACAUAAAGAUCGUGCUGGACAACAAGGCUCACAGCGGCAAAGUGAAGAUACGACUAGAGAACGAGGUCUCCAUCAAGGAGUGCAAAGACCCCAGCGUCUCUGGACAGGCUGAGAAUUACACUCGCUUGGCGUUCGACGUGGCCGUGGCUCUGGUGUGCACGCUGUCCUUGCUGCUGUGCGGACGCUCCAUCCUGCGAGGCAUCAUGCUGCAGCAGGAGUUUGUGCAGUUCUUUAAGGACAAUCUGGAUCGCAAAGUGCGCUGGGCUGACCGCAUGGAGUUCAUCAACGGGUGGUACAUCCUCCUUAUUGUCAGCGACAUCCUCACCAUCAUCGGAAGUUUCAUCAAAAUUGGCAUCGAAUCGAAGAACAUGUCCUCCUAUGAUCUAUGUGGCAUCCUGUUAGGGACUUCCACCCUCCUGGUCUGGGUGGGGGUCAUUCGCUACCUCACCUUCUUCCAGAAGUACAACAUCCUGAUUGUGACUCUUCGAGCAGCCUUUCCUAAUGUCAUCCGCUUCUGCUGCUGCGUGGCCGUCAUCUACCUGGGCUACUGCUUCUGUGGUUGGAUCGUCCUGGGACCAUACCAUGUCAAGUUCCGCUCCCUGUCCAUGGUGUCAGAAUGCCUCUUCUCCCUCAUCAACGGUGACGACAUGUUUGUGACCUUCUCGGGAAUGCAGGAGAGCAGCCCGCUGGUGUGGCUGUUCAGCCAGGUGUACCUGUACUCCUUCAUCUCCCUCUUCAUCUACAUGGUGCUGUCGCUCUUCAUCGCCCUCAUCACAGGAGCCUACGAGACCAUCAAGCACCAAACCCAGGAGCCCAUUCACAUCACAGACCUCCACGCCUUCAUAGCAGAGUGCACGGACGCACCGAGUUCUGGAAAGUUCCGGGGCCUGGAGACCUCUCCGUGCUCCUUUUUCUGCUGCUGUGACAGAACAACAACAUAUGAGGACGUCCUGCUGGUGAACUAAGGUUGAACUCCGUAAACACAGAAUGCGUCUCAAGCGCCGCCCCCUGCUGGCCAAAGGGAUGCACUGCACUGCAUUGCACUGCUCGCGGUCUGUGCCCCCCACCCUCCUUUUUCUUUGGAACGAGCUUUGUUAUUCAGCACUUGACUGAAAGAGGAGUCGUCCAUCAACCGCAGCAGCAUUCUGAUGAAGGAACGUGAGUUUCUCAUUUUGUCCUGCAGCCCGACCAACUCGCCAGGAAGAACUGAAGAAAGCAGUGAGUUGCUUUUAAGCGCACAUAUUUAUGCCACUGGACCCUUUUUGAUUAAGCUCAGUGUUUUUAAUCAUCGCACAGGAUUUAUGUUUAGUUUAUUUUGUUUAUUUAAAAAAAAAAUGACAUGUGAAGUAUGGGGCCUGACCGUGGUCUCGGUACCUGUGAGGGCUUCUUACAUUUUCAGGCCACAGUCAGCACCCGGACACAAGCUGAACAUCCAUGAUGGUGCGGACUAUUUUGCAUUUGUUUUGGAUUUCAAGUCAAGUCUUCAGUGUGCAACAAUGCUACUUUUGCAGUGUAGAAAAUAUCUCUCCUGCUGCAGUUAUGCUGCAAAGUACAGUGAUAAAAGCACUUGUGGUCAUCUCAGGGCAAUCUGGACUGUUUGGUCAGAUUAAAUGCCCUGAGAUGACAAAGACCUGGAUGAAUGAAAACCUUCAUAGACACUAGUGGUCACUAUUGGUCAUUACUACCAACAGGACUUUUUAGUCACUUUCAUUUAGUUCAGGUUUUUUUUUUAGGUUAUAGCUUAAAAAAAAACAAUUAGCAGAGUAAACAUCUUUAGGUUCACCACAAAUAGGUCAACUAACAAAAUGUGAGCAUACUCUGAUAUAUUCUUAGUAGAGAUGUCCGAUAAUAUCGGACUGCCGAUAUUAUCGGCCGAUAAAUGCUUUAAAAUGUGAUAUCGGAAAUUAUCGGUAUCGGUUUCAAAAAGUAAAAUAUAUGACUUUUUAAAACGCCGCUGUGUACACGGACGUAGGGAGAAGUACAGAGCGCCAAUAAACCUUUAAAGGCACUGCCUUUGCGUGCCGGCCCAAUCACAUAAUAUCUACGGCUUUUCACACACACAAGUGAAUGCAAGCAUACUUAGUCAACAGCCAUACAGGUCACACUGAGGGUGGCCGUAUUAACAACUUUAACACUGUUACAAAUAUGCGCCACACUGUGAACCCACACCAAACAAGAAUGACAAACACAUUUCGGGAGAACAUCCGCACCGUAACACAACAUAAACACAACAGAACAAAUACCCAGAACCCCUUGCAGCACUAAAUCUUCCGGGACGCUACAAUAUACACCCACCCACCUCAACCCCGCCCACCUUAACCUCCUCAUGCUCUCUCAGGGAGAGCAUGUCCCAAAUUCCAAGCUGCUGUUAAAAAAAAAUAAUGCACUUUGUGACUUCAAUAAUAAAUAUGGCAGUGCCAUGUUGGCAUUUUUUUCCAUAACUUGAGUUGAUUUAUUUUGGAAAACCUUGUUACAUUGUUUAAUGCAUCCAGCAUCCA
Molecule: messenger RNA, 3413 nt
Organism: Nerophis lumbriciformis (worm pipefish)
Lineage: Eukaryota; Metazoa; Chordata; Actinopteri; Syngnathiformes; Syngnathidae
Gene: mcoln1a
Product: mucolipin TRP cation channel 1a
Cellular component (GO): lysosomal membrane; plasma membrane
Molecular function (GO): NAADP-sensitive calcium-release channel activity
Source: RefSeq, a predicted model, not a curated record